Messenger RNA from Exaiptasia diaphana, 2702 nucleotides. RefSeq names its product cell death protein 6. The coding region runs from base 121 to 1620 and encodes 499 amino acids. The record is from RefSeq and is a predicted model, not a curated record. NCBI's taxonomy places the organism in Eukaryota, Metazoa, Cnidaria, Anthozoa, Actiniaria, Aiptasiidae. The transcript is spliced from 10 exons.
UGACGAUAAACAUUGUAGAGACAUCGCCGUGAAGAAGUUCAACAGCGAGAAGAUCAGCUGAACGUCUUUCAGUUCUCUCGCCUUUAUUGAGGUUUUUAGCAAUUCAGCUGGACUUUAACAAUGACAUCUUUGCUAAAACAACGCACAAAGAAGGGAAAACCUCAAGAUGGCAAGCAAUGGCUCCAUCCAGCUGAUUUACUAACAGACGCUGCGGUGGUGUAUCCAGUAAAACUUCUUGGUACAACAGAAGUAGCACAAGCCAAAGGGACAGAAGUGAUUAGAGAUGCUAUCACAAAAGUGCAGUUUGCAAAGCAUAUCAAGCAAAGUGAAGCUGGUAAAAAAGGCAGUAAACUUAGAAAAGUUGACUUGAAGAUCUCAAUUAAUGCCAUCAAAGUGGAUGACUCCAAGACAAGGGAAGAAAUCUAUUCUUAUCCCUUGCAUCAUAUUUCCUACUGUGCUGACGAUAAGCGAAGCAGAAAGGUAUUUGCUUUUAUAGCAAAAGACAAAAGCUGUCCACAACACACUUGCUAUGUCUUUGAAUGUGAAAAACAAGCUGAGGAUUUAACAUUAACAGUAGGACAAGCAUUUGAUCUUGCUUAUCGGCGCUAUCUUGAAAAUGUUGGAAGGCAAAAAAUCCAAGCAGCAGAGGUUGAGAGAGAUGGUAUGAAGCAAAAACUGUCGGAAUUAGAGAAAAGUCAGGAAAGUACACAUAGUGAGCCUAUAAGCAAUGCAACAAUUCCAUCUCCAUCAACAUGGCCAAAUCAGAGUCCAGCAAACAACAGUAAAGAUGUAAAUCUCUGGGAUGAYUCAACCCCAGUUCCUAAUCUACCACCUCCACCCAAACAAACCCACAAAGACACCUUUGAUCCUUUUGAAACUUCAGCUCUGACCACCAAUGGUGUUAGCUCAUCUCAAAUGCCUUUUGAUCAACAACCUGUUGCGCCCAAUAGUAUCUCAUCUCCAUUUGAGGAUUCACCAUCUGCUUCACCAGCUUUAAAUAACAUUGCAAAUCCUUUUGACCAGAUGUUUGAACAGCAACAACAAKCAUCAACWUUUUCCUCUAACACUUUUGACAGUUUUGAUCCAUUAGAUMUUGCUCCUCCUGUGCAAUCAAAUCAGCCAUUUGGAAACAACCAAGCACCGUUACAAUCAGGCAKUGAUCAAGCUACAUCUUUAUUCAGUACUGAUAAUUCCCCUGGUGUAGAUGCUACACCAAGUGAUAAUAACAUUUAUGCCCAACCACAUGUUCAAAGACCAAGGCCUACACCCAGGAGCAAUAUUCCAUCAUCCCUCCCUCCCCCGCCUUCCAAGCAGAGUGUAAAAGCUGCAAAGGCAGCCGCUGCUGCAGCAGCUGGCAAGAAACAAGAACCCCUUCCAGUGCCAGCAUUUAACUCKACUCCUCCUUCUCAAAAUCAACCAAGUUCAGAUCUUUUYGGUCUGGAACCACGUUCAACUUCCCCUGGAAAUCCAUUCUCAAGACCUGCAGAUUUUGAUCCAUUUGCAGAUAGUUUUGAUCCUCUUGACUCCAACAAACCUCCACAAGUAAAUAACCAGWUUACAGACCUUCAGAGUAACUUCUCAAGAGGGAUGGUCCUGGACAGUAAUGAUUUGYUUUCCUAAUCAAUCAUUCCUGGAUGAUGUUUCCAUCUUUUUAAUGGUGAAGAUUGUUGGAAACAGUUCAACCUGAACAUUUUAUGAGAAAAAUGGCCUGUUAAUGAGAUUUGGCUAAAAUUCAGCCACUGAUCCUCAUGGAUCUAAGAGAGAACUUUCUAAUGAAAUUUAUUUAGCACAGAGAAGUGUAUUAGUGAUCAUAUAGUAACAGAUUUCAAAUUAUUGUACAAGUUUUAAGUUGGUGUUGGAUAUAUAUGACUUUCGUACCAGGAAGACUCCUAAGCUGUAGAUGUGAAAAGUUUUGAAAGAUAAAGUGGCAUUAGAAAAAUUGGAACACAGUAUAACAAUUAGGCUGUCAAAGUCAAGUACUGUGUGCUCCAGUAAAAAUAUGGAUAUAAUUUAGUUUGAAUUCAGAUAGAAAUGAAGUGCUAAAAGCAGUUUGAACAGAUUGUUUUCAAGAGCAUUGUCUUACUCAACUUGUUCGAUUUGGUAAUUUCACAGCCAAAGUAUGUUACUAACAGUUGGUACUAUAAAACUUUUUCAAUAAUAUUCAUUUCCUUAUGGAUAUAAAAGUAUUCACAUUUUUUUGGAACUUUCAAGGAGGUAAUAUCUAUUGACAUUUUUGUUUAAUUAUUUUACAAUUAACCGUUGAAUGUUUUUGUCAUUUAAUUCUGCUUGUCAGUUAUCACUGCUCCACAUAAUACAGCAAAUAAUUGUCAAUUUCAUUAUUAUUUUGUGCAAAGAUUAUAUUUUCCAGCAUUUAUUAAAUCAUAUUAUUCAAUUAUUUGUUAAUUUGCAAUAGCUUAAUUAUUCAUUGAAUAAUCAAAUCAAUACAUGUAGAUGGAGUUUAUGAAAUGUUAGAAAGAGACUUAAAUAUUGUGAUGCCAAACAUAAUUUUGUAUUAGAUAUGGUACAUGUUGUAUUUAGAKUGAAUAGACCUGCACAGAAAUGGAAGCUUAAAAACUACAUAUAUUAAUUACAUUUAGUUAUUAUUCAUUGGAAUUUGUUAUGUUUGACUUGUAAAUGGAGUUCACUUAUUUGUUUCAUAAAAAAUAAGAUUGCUAAUAAACAAGAAAUCAAUAUACUGAAAA